UUCUUUUUCGACACAAUAUUACAACGAAACAUUAUAAACCCAUCCAGUACUGUCUUUCCGAACGUCUUUUCCGCGCAUGUGCUCGACACAUUAUGCACACACAUGAUUGUAUCGAAAACAAGAAAAACUGAAAACGAGACCGAACGUUGAAAAUAUUUCUUGACGACUCAACAGUAUUGUCACAGUUAUUGACUAGCAAAGGGGUUGCAGACCGGUCCGUAAACUACCCCUGAAUCCAAUAUUCCGUCCACUAUUAUGACAGGAAUGACGAUACGGUGGAAAUUAAACAAAUACUCAACAUAAUAACACGAAAAUUAGUUUUUCCACAGUUUUUUGAUUUGGUUUCAAUUCCCCGAAAUUAUACAAUUCAUUUUUGUCGUAUCUGUUAUUGGACUGCUGUUUGUGUAUGGUUUAAAUCGAAAUUAAUUUAAACAAAAAAAAAGUUGAAACGUAAAGGAAUUUCCCGGAUGCAAAGUUAGUUGAAGGAAAAGUGUUUUAUAAUUUUCAUCGAUCGAUUGUUUUUUUUGGGAAACAAAAUUGUGCUUGAAAAUAUGACUGAAAAAGUAAAUUUAAAGUGCUUCGGUUAUGUGGUAAAGCUUUGACAAACAUUUGAAUUUGGUGUGCGAUUAUUCUAAAGAAAUCCCAUUCAUGAUUUUUUAGAUUCCGAUUAUAGAACCGCCAUUCAUAUCAUUCCGUUAACAUGACACCAAGAUUAUUGAAGAAUAAUGACUCACAUCUGAACUACAAUAUAAUAUUGGCCAUAGGGAUUUUCUUCAUACACACCGAAGCACAGCAGAUACCUUUAGUUCGCUUGCCAUCAAAUACACUUUUAAAGUACACAGCGUACAAAGAUGUAUCAAUAUUGCAUUUUAGAAUACCAUCCGAUACGCGAACAGCAUAUUUUAGCUUUAAGGCUUAUGAAGAGAAAAAAAGUGCCUUCCAGAGAGAAUGCACACCCAAAAAUGUUUCAUUGCAUUUGAAAGCUGGCAGCUAUCCGGUUAUAAGUCCGGAAAAUAUCACAUUUCCAAAGCACUUUUUGAAUGCAGCUCAAAGAUUUGACAUCCAAAGUUUACAAUUUCUAUCAGACGGCACCACAAAACGUUUGAGCAUCGAUGGUCCUCAUCCGGGUAAUUGGUUUGCUGUUGCUUUUCUGAGUUGGACCGAUCCAAAUAAUGAUCGCAUCGAGCAGCAAGGAUUGGCGGCAUCCUGUGAAACCCUAUUGCUCUCCGAAAUGGCUGUCACAAGAACAAUGCCCAUUAUGUUGAAUGAGGGCACUUUGUACAAUAAUACACUUGUAAGCAACGUCUCCGAACCAAUUAAUUAUAAAUUCUUUGUUCCGAGAAGUGUGGACUACAUUACAUUGAGGAUAGUUGUUCAAAGCAUCUGCAUGGAUUGUACCGAAAUUAGUGUGUACAUUCAAGCGAAUGGACUGCCGAACAUUGACAACUAUAUGCAAAGGGCCAUUGUGCAUGCAAAUCAGACGAACGAGUUGUCGAUGGACUUUUAUCCGCAGCAAAAUAGUUGGCACUACAUCGAUGUGAAUUUUAUGUAUGAUGAUGACCAUCUCAAAAACGUUACCGCCGACAAUGAAACCGUUCAUGCGGUCGAUUUCGGUUUAAUGAUCACCCACGAAAUGGAUGAGGACAAUAUGGUGAUACCAGUGACCAAAAUUCCUGUGCGACGAAAUUUCGAAUAUUACGAACUGUUACGGCAAACGUAUCGAGAGUUCUUCAUGUUCGACUAUGACCUGUUGCCGGAUGUGAACGGAACGGUUCCGGCAUUUCUAAAUCUGACUGGCGGCACACCGGCUGCAUUUCAAUUUGUUGUUGGUGAUGUGUAUGAUAUUGGUGGUACGCUAAGCUUUGCCGUUGCGAUGAAAGACACGAUCAAAGAGAGUAUUUUCGAAAAACCAAUAACUAGCGGUGCUAUUGCUGAAAAGCUCGUAGAUAGUAGUAGCAUAGACUCGAAACAACAAUUAGUUAGAAGUAAUCAAACAAUAAUUAUCUGUAUGCGAUUAGAGGAGCCGGGAAUACCGACCUGGCCGGAUAAGUGCACGUAUGGUAGAACCGAACUGCCGGCAGCUAGCAUUGUUAACAACACAAACGAAGACACUAGCACGGGAUUGAUUCAUGUACCGUUUCCGGAAUCGGGUAAAUGGUUUGUCACAAUGGGACUAUUCUGUCACGGAGCUGAGACAGCUACAAAGAGUACAAUCAUCGAUAGCGUUAAAGAGUUUAUUCUUAAGCAUGUUAAACUGUUGGACACCCUUAAAGCUCCGUGUGCCUGCAGGAAUCAAAGCGAAUUUUAUAAAUUUUGUAUCAACGACAAGGAUUGUCUGGCGGGAAUGAACGAAACGGAAACGUUAAAAGUCAAAGAAUGUUUUAUGGACUCGAAAUGUACGAAAAACUAUGAAGACAUCGCAAAACAAUUCGAUUUGCAUCACAAACUCGCAACCGAGCAAACUGUGGCUAGUGAUUCGUCGUGCAAUGCGAGCGUUGUGUUUACGAUAUCGUCCAGCCCGUGUGUGGCCGGUCGAUGUGGACGGUAUGGACGUUGCUAUCAUUAUAUGUCCGGUGGAUUUGUAUUUUCGACAUGCUUAUGCAUAAAGGGCUAUCGCGGCUGGGACUGCACGGAGGACAGUCAAGUACCAUCAAGUUUUUCCAUUUUAAUUGCAUUACUCCUACUAACCUUAAGCAAUUUGCUAUUCAUCCCCUCCAUUUAUUUCGGCAUACGGCGAAAGUAUUACACCGAGUCGGUCAUCUACUUUUUCGCCAUGUUCUUUUCCAUAUUCUAUCAUGCGUGUGAUUCGGGCGAAGAUGAGUACGGCUUCUGUUUGGUGAAAAUCGGAGUCUUACAAUUUUGUGACUUCUACUGUGGUCUGUUAGCUAUUUGGGUCACCCUAAUUGCGAUGGCACAUAUUCGCCAAACAUUCGUGUCGCUGUUGCAUAUUGGUGGUGCCAUUCUUCUAGCAUUCGGUACAGAAUUGAACAAACAGUCAUUGUGGGUGUUCCUGGCACCGGCGCUAACUGGACUGUGCAUCAUAUCGGUUAGCUGGGGAUGGAAAUGUCGUCGAACUGGUAAAUGGUUUCCAGCUCGGAAAUAUUUGGCCAUUUUUCUGCCCAUCGGUAUGGUGCUCGUUAUGGUCGGCUUGGUAUGCUAUGCGUUUCUCCAAACACGGCAAAAUUAUCAUAUUGUACAUUCCAUUUGGCAUAUGGUUAUGGCAAUGAGUAUACUAUGCCUUUUGCCUAGCAACAAGUCAUUUCUGCCGAAAUGCUAGCAGCGGCUGUGUGCACGGUCCAAUUAUAAAUUUUAUUUAUUUCAAAAUUAAUUUAAAUUUUCACAAUGAUUUUCUCUCGUUUUAUUGUUUGAAUGAAAAUUAUGGGGAAAACUAUACAUUAUAUACACGGUCGCUGUUCAUGAAAGCCUUAAAAUAAAUUUAGUCGACUGAUUUUGUCAAAACGUGUGUUUGUUUAUGAUUUUGUUUUUAAUAAAAUCGCGUGAAAGAUAGACGGUAAAAUAAAUAAAAUUGAUAAAUUUAAUCAACCGAAAACCACAGAGCCGACGAACAAAGAAACAAAAGAGAUGAAAACAAAAAACACACAACAUUCGU
Messenger RNA from Bradysia coprophila, 3610 nucleotides. Its product is annotated as post-GPI attachment to proteins factor 6. The record is from RefSeq and is a predicted model, not a curated record. Gene Ontology annotation, cellular component: membrane. Lineage: Eukaryota; Metazoa; Arthropoda; Insecta; Diptera; Sciaridae.